UAACUAUCGCAACUACGACUCACUCGCAAUGGAUGACACAACAGCGUCGGUAGCGCAAGCACCCCCCGUACCUAAGAAGCGCGGAAGACCUAAGAAAGUGGUCGCUGUUGAUGGAAGCGCAUCGGCAGUCGCGACUGAGGGUACAAAGAAGGUUGUAGGGAAGACGAGCGCAGCGGUUACAAAGGCAAAGAAGACAGCUACGCCUAAGAAGGAAAAUGAUGAGGUUGCGAAGAAGGUGGGGAAACCUGCGCCGGUGAAAAGGACUACGAAGGUCGUGAAGAGCCGAAAGGAUGAUUCAAAGGUCGUCGCCGAGAAGAUAGUGAAGGUGGAUGAGAAGGUGGUGGUGCAGCAGAGCAAGAUCUUGGAGGAGGUGGAGAAGAAGGGGACGUUGAAGGCUGCUGUUGCUGGGAAAACUACUCUGAAGACUGCAUCUUCGGAGCCGGUUUCUGAGGCGCCUUUGUUGGAGAAAGCGAAAGCUUCUGGGGCAUCGACUGUUGACCCUCCAAUGCCUGUGUCCGAACCUGUGACACGAAAGAUUGAUGUGGCUUCACAAUCCAAAGGCCUGUCGCAAGAACCUACGCCUACGCCCGCGCCCGCGAUGGCAUCCGCGAUUGAAUCUAUGUCAACCCCUACCGCCUCGCCGGUCAUCAAAUCUACAGUCCCCUCUUCUUCCAAAUCAGUGUCGAAACCUCAAGCACCCCCACCUCCCCCUGUGGCAUCUUCAUCUUCCUCAUCAUCCAAAUCUACACCCGCUCCCGAGACCGCUUUUGCUAUCAAAGAUACACAAAACCCUGCUGCCUCGCCGGUCAUCGCAUCUGUGGCCUCUGCUUCUUCCAAAUCAACGCCCAACCCUCAGUUUUCUAUACCGAAACUCACGUCUCGACCACCACCUGGGACACCUUCGUCGCCAUCUAAACCUCCUUCCCCUCCAUCCGCCCCACGUCAACCACCACCACCGAAACCCAUCCAACCCCAUCCACGAGCGACCACGGUCUCUCUCCCUCGAAAUCCGCACAAUCCAUACCUUUCGCGACCCGCGCCCCUGCGCCCCAAGCCGUUGACGCCCGAGGAGAUUGAAAAAAAGGAGGCGGAAAUAGCCCUCCGAGAAGGCCGUCUGCCGAAAAAAUACCAGCAAGCAGGAAAACACAUCACCAGGAUAAUGGUAGGGAUUCCGUUCAUCAUUGUCGGGGGCUAUAUUCUGUAUCAACGAUCUGAUUUAGGUGAUGAAGUGAAAGAGUUGAAGAAUUUCAAUAUCGCAGUUUUGGAUCGGAGGCCCGCAUCAUCUCCACCACCAUCAUCAUCACCAUAG
This is a messenger RNA of Periconia digitata, 1309 nucleotides long. Lineage: Eukaryota; Fungi; Ascomycota; Dothideomycetes; Pleosporales; Periconiaceae. The record is from the annotation of a GenBank genome assembly.